ACAUUUUACAAAUAACAAUAUUCCAUUGAAUCCAACAAAGAGAACUCAUAUUUGGAAGUCGAAGAAAUUAGUAUUAUUGGAACACUACUACUUAGAGAUGAUUUUUUUAGAAUUUAAUAAUUUUCAGUACACAGUAAUUUGAAAAUCUUUUCUCUAUCACCGAAUGUUUAGCGAAUGCCAUAUUGCAGCCAUAGCAAUCAAUAUUUCAGGAUAAUAAUACAUGUUCGAUUUUCAACAUAAGUGGCAGGCAUCAAUACAACCGUAAAAUUGUCAUUUUCUUAUCUAUAAUACAAUUGUCGCACAAUGUCGAUUAAUUUAAGUAUGCAAUAAUGUAUACCUGUCGUAUAAGGAAACGAGUCGAAAUUAUACUUAAAAAUUAUAUAUACAGUUAGAUAGAUAGAGUAUCAUCAAAUGUCGAAUUUAAUUACAUUUAUCAGAUUGAUUUCUUCCAUUCUCGAAGGAAGAAGAUUCAUCCCUUUGAAACGACGAUUGUUUCUACAAUAAAUACUGGAAAUAUGGAUAUAUUUCAGAAAACCGAAAGACAGUAUCCCGAAAUAUUUGACAUUCCUUACUAUAAAAUGGUCGAGAAAUAUUUUCAACUUUUGGGACAAGAUCCGCGUUUAAAGAGUAAUUUCAGAAAUUGUAUAGUAACAGUGGUGGUGAUUAGUAUUUCAAGCAAUAUUGUUCCAACGUCAAUAGAAUUAUACACAUCGUUAUGUGACAAGAAUAUGGACGCAGUGAUCGAGGGUCUACCACAUUUUAUCGCAGCUACCAUUAGCGCCGUUAAAAUAUUGAAUAUAUAUUUCUAUAGAGAAAACUUUGACAAAUUAUUUCAAUUUGUGGCAAGUGAAUGGAACAAGCUGAAAUUAAAUAAUGAAUUGCACAUUCUUGAUAAUACUGUUAUACAAGGAACAAAAUGGCGCAAUUAUACCGAAGUGCAUUAUUGACAGCUCUAGUAUUGUUCCUAUUGAUUCCAUUACUUUCUCCCAUAUUGGACAUCGUUCUUCCAUUAAAUGAAACUCGACCACGGCAACAACUGCUGAAAGUUAAUUAUUUAUUUUUUAACGAUGACAAUUAUUUUUUCUAUGUAUAUUUGCAACUUGCUUGGGGAUCAAUCAUGGUUGUAGUAACCAUAGUUGCCGUAGAUUCGUUAUUGAUUCUUAUAAUUCAUCAUUGCAGCGGAUUAUUUACAGUUUGCGGAUACCAAGUACAAAAAGUAACAAGAAAUGCGAAAUCACUCAAUGAAAUUGUUUCAAAUAAUUACACAUACGAACAAAUCAAGAAUUGCGUGAUCACGCACGAUGAAGCUAUCCAGUUUGUAUUUAUCAAAUAACAAUAAAAUACACGUUUCAAAUAAUAAUGUAAAAAU
Messenger RNA from Apis florea (little honeybee), 1369 nucleotides. RefSeq lists its product as uncharacterized. Gene Ontology annotation, cellular component: plasma membrane. Gene Ontology annotation, biological process: detection of chemical stimulus involved in sensory perception of smell; sensory perception of smell. Lineage: Eukaryota; Metazoa; Arthropoda; Insecta; Hymenoptera; Apidae. The record is from RefSeq and is a predicted model, not a curated record. Gene Ontology annotation, molecular function: odorant binding; olfactory receptor activity.